Molecule: messenger RNA, 811 nt
Organism: Gossypium raimondii (Peruvian cotton)
Lineage: Eukaryota; Viridiplantae; Streptophyta; Magnoliopsida; Malvales; Malvaceae
Exons: 4
Coding region: 304-651 (115 amino acids)
Source: RefSeq, a predicted model, not a curated record
AGAGGAGCAUGACAGCCAACCCAACCACCACUGUCUCAAUCCAUUCACGAUUUUCUUUUUCUUUUUUCUUUUAAUUAUCACAUUAUUAUUUACACAAUCAUCAGUUUGUUUUUCCUUUAAAAUUUUAAUUUAACUCGCCGGAAAAGUCGUCGCCUUUUUCACCGGGAAAAUUUCAUCUCCUUAUCUAUCUCUUCUACUUCAGACAUAGUUUGACUGAAAUUGCAAUGAACAAGAAUUUGCUCUGAAUUUCAUUUUUCGGGCUUUGAAGAUUGGUGAGCUUUUGUGCUUUAGAAGAAUAGCAGAAUGGGAUGUGUUGGAUCGACGCCGGCCAAAGGAGACGGGAAUGCGAAAAAGAUUCGAAAGCCAAAACCAUGGAAACAUCCUCAGCCGAUAACAAAGUCUGAACUCGAGCAGAUGCGUGAUGAGUUUUGGGACACUGCACCUCAUUACGGUGGCCAAAAAGAAAUCUGGGAUGCACUUCGGGCUGCUGCUGCUGAACCUGAUUUAAGCCAGGCUCAAGUUAUUGUGGACUGUGCGGGGGUCAUAGUCCAAAAUACUGAUCUAACUAUCUGCUAUGAUGAAAGAGGUGCCAAGUAUGAACUACCGAAGUAUGUUUUGAGCGAGCCAACAAACAUGAUCCGAGAUAAUUGAAAAUAGAGAGAAUAUUGAGGGCAAACGUGUGCCAAGUUGAAUAUAAAUCAUGUAUAUUACUCUCUUCUUUGAAACCCUUUAUGAACUCAGGGUCAAUUGUGUGCCCUUUUCUAACUUGUGUUUACUUUCGAUUUUCAUUAGGUUACUGUAAGUUUCUAUA